UACAACAUGAGGACCGUCACACCCUUCCCCUCCAGAGGACCUGGGCAGGCUUCCCAGUCUGCGGAGGACGGGACGGCACACUCCACAGAGAGAACAAGGUUUCCGUUUGCUGUUCAUGCAUGAAACUGAGGUGCAGCUGUGCACCCUGGUUUUAUACAUUUAAUAACGUUUGAGAAACAGGACUCAGGUCACCAAGAUGAAAGCCCUCAUCGUUGUAGCUGCUGGAGUAAUGCUUCUGUCGCCUACUUCUUGUCAAAGCGUUCCAGGCAUGGAGAAUGAUGUACACAAGUCAGCAGACCCAACCUUACCUAUUAAGACCUUCCGUGGGGCUCCCCCAAAUUCUUUUGAAGAAUUCCCCCUUUCUGCCAUAGAAGGAUGGACAGGAACUACCACAACUGUAAACAUUAAGUGCCCGGAAGAAAGGGUUUCAAAUCUCCACGUGAAUAAUGCUACCAUGGGGUACCUGAGCAGCUCGUUAAGUACCCAACUGAUACCUGCCAUCUACAUCCUGGUGUUUGUAGUAGGUGUGCCAGCCAACGCGGUGACCCUGUGGAUGCUCCUCUUCAGGACCAGAUCCAUCUGUAUGACCAUCUUCUACACCAACCUGGCCAUUGCAGACUUUCUUUUCUGUGUCACGCUGCCCUUUAAGAUAGCUUACCACCUCAACGGGAACAACUGGGUAUUUGGAGAGGUCAUGUGCCGGGCCACCACAGUCAUCUUCUAUGGCAACAUGUACUGUUCCAUUCUGCUCCUCACCUGCAUUAGUAUCAGCCGCUACCUAGCCAUUGCCCAUCCUUUCACUUACCGAGGGCUGCCAAAGCGGACCUAUGCCUUGCUGACAUGUGGAUUGCUGUGGGCGAUGGUUUUCUUAUACAUGUUGCCAUUUUUCAUCUUGAAGCAGGAAUAUUAUCUUGUCCAGCAGGACAUCACCACUUGCCAUGAUGUCCACAACACAUGUGAGGUCUCAUCUCCCUUCCAACUCUACUACUUCAUUUCCUUGGCAUUCUUUGGAUUCUUAAUUCCCUUUGUGGUCAUUGUCUACUGCUACACAGCCAUCAUUCGGACGCUUAAUGCAUAUGAUCACAGAUGGUUGUGGUAUGUUAAGGCCAGUCUCCUCAUUCUUGUCAUUUUUACCAUUUGCUUUGCUCCAAGCAAUAUUAUACUCAUUAUUCACCAUGCUAACUACUACUACAACAACACUGAUGGCUUAUAUUUUAUCUAUCUCAUAGCUUUGUGCCUUGGGAGCCUGAAUAGUUGCCUAGAUCCACUCCUUUAUUUUCUUAUGUCAAAAAUCAAAGAUCACUCCACUGUUUACCUUACAAUGGUGAAAUCACCUUAGAGAACAAGGAACGCUAUCUGUGAAAACACACAUUCUUGGGACAAAUAUAUGCCUAGUGCAAAGGGUUCUACCCUCUAGCUCCAUUCUUGAGCUUCUAAGAAAUACUGCUUCAAAAUAAAACAUUACAAAAGCACUUUUUAAUACUUUUUCAGGAUUUUAAGACUGUCAAUGCAGGAGAAAAGAUAUCAUCAUCCUUAGGGCAAGUGACACACUUGCCUGACUGGUACGUCAAGAUCUUUAAUUCUCCAUCUUCCCUACUUCCAGGAGUAGCGUCCUAGAUGUUCUGGAGGAGGAGGUGGGACAAGGGCAAAGCACAGGGAGAAGCUACGGUCUCAGUCUUCAGUGUUUGCCAUUAUUUUUGAUUUGUCUGCCUCCUUCAACUCAUGCUGGUGGUGCCUCAUCAGCUCACUCUCAGUGAUUUUUAUCACGAGGGGCCAUUACUCUAUCCCCACCCUUGUCUUCUAACCAUUCUCUUCACUGCCAGCCUAUUCUCCUAUUUCACCAGCCUUUGCCAGAUUGAUCUUCCUCAAAUCAGAUAGAUCACAUCACUCAAAAACCCAGGCUCAAGCACUGCCACUGACUGUCCACUGCUUGGGAAUAAACUAAUAAAUCUUUAGCUUGGUAUUCAGAGAUAAUUUUCCAACUUUACUUCCCAAUAAACCUUGCUUGCAAAGUAAGCACCAGCCACGCUUCUCGAUUUGCUAUAAUCUUGACUUCUCCUCUCUUUGCUCUUGCCUUCUAAUUGCAAAGCUGUUUUUAACAUGCUUGCCUGAAUUCUUUCCAUCUCUUAAAGUCUUCAAUGGACCAUUCUUCUGAUUCUCAAGCUAGAAGUUCAUUGUUCUCAUCUCUCUUAUACUUUUGACACUUAUGUAGUUCAUUUAUCUACAAAUACUAAUUCCAUAAACAUUUAUUAAGCAUCCUAUAUAGUAAAUAAGGGGCUAAUCCUCCCCCUUUUUUAGCUUCUUGUAGACCCAAGUGUUUUCAGGGUUUGUGGGGCCCAGAUCCAGGUUUGUAUACGAAGUUGCUGAGUGAAUAAAUAAAAUCUGAAAACAUCAAAGCA
Molecule: messenger RNA, 2399 nt
Organism: Suricata suricatta (meerkat)
Lineage: Eukaryota; Metazoa; Chordata; Mammalia; Carnivora; Herpestidae
Gene: F2RL2
Product: coagulation factor II thrombin receptor like 2
Exons: 2
Coding region: 197-1339 (380 amino acids)
Biological process (GO): blood coagulation; thrombin-activated receptor signaling pathway; phospholipase C-activating G protein-coupled receptor signaling pathway
Cellular component (GO): membrane
Molecular function (GO): thrombin-activated receptor activity
Source: RefSeq, a predicted model, not a curated record